Messenger RNA from Papaver somniferum (opium poppy), 714 nucleotides. RefSeq names its product protein NRT1/ PTR FAMILY 1.2-like. The record is from RefSeq and is a predicted model, not a curated record. Gene Ontology annotation, cellular component: plasma membrane. Lineage: Eukaryota; Viridiplantae; Streptophyta; Magnoliopsida; Ranunculales; Papaveraceae. Gene Ontology annotation, biological process: transmembrane transport. Gene Ontology annotation, molecular function: transmembrane transporter activity. The coding region runs from base 1 to 714 and encodes 237 amino acids. The transcript has a single exon.
AUGACACUCUCACAGAACUCCAUUCCAGUUCUCCAAGCAAAAACCAUGAAUCGGCACAUAACCACUAACUUUGAAAUUCCAACAGGGUCCUUUGCCUUGUUCACAAUUACUACGUUAACAAUAUUGGUAGCAUUUUAUGAUCAAGUAAUUGUCCCCAUACUUGCAAAGUACACUGGAAAGCCAAAUGGGAUCAGUGCAACAAUAAGAAUGGUUUUCGGAUUACUGCUCUCAUGCAUAGCCAUGGCUGUUGCAGGAAUAGUAGAACGCAUUCGCAGAAGAAAUUCAGUCGAAGAGAACUUUUCCAUAUCGGCACUAUGGUUAGUGCCACAAUUUUGUUUGAUUGGUUUAGCGGAGGCUUUUAAUGCAAUUGGACAAAUAGAAUUUUAUUACAGGCAGCUUCCAAAGAGCAUGUCUAGCGUUGCAGUGGCAUUUUUCACAUUGGGUACAGCUUUUUCGGGUUUGUUAGGGGGUUUAAUCAUAAGUGUUGUUGAUAAAGUUACCAAGAGUAGUGAUAGCAAAGAGAGUUGGGUGUCCAGUAACCCUAAUUUGGGUCACUAUGAUUACUAUUAUUGGUAUCUUACUUUCUUGAGUGUCGUCAACCUUUUCUACUUUGUAAUUUGUUGUUGGUGCGCUGGGCCAUGUGGAGAAGAGGAAAAUACUAGGGCUUCUGAUGAUGGAGCAGAAGUUAAUGAAGGGAUGUUGGAAAACUCUUAG